AUGGGAGAUUUCAAUGUGGACUAUAAUGUUACAAACGUCAAUAAAGAUUUCAAAUCUACAAUUAAUGUGCAUGGUUUUAAACAACUUAUCAAUAAACCCACAAGAAUGUCUUCUACGUCAUCAACGACAAUUGAUUUAUUUUUCACUAAUUGUCCCGACAAUGUUCACUGCAAUGACGUAUUCCCUACUUGGCUGAGCGAUCACGAUAUGGUUGGUGGAAUACGUAGGAAACACAACAUCAAGCAUCCUAUGCGAACUCUGAAGUGCUGUAAUUACACUAACUACGUUCCUAAAAAUCUUUUUAAUGACGUCUCCGAAAUUGACUGGCGCCCUGUAUACGACGCCAGUGAUGUAAAUUUUGCAGUUACGUAUUUUAACUCGAAGCUAAGUGAUUCUUUUGAUAAACACGCCCCGUUAAUUGAAAAAAGAGUUAAAUCACGACCUUGUAAAUGGCUAACUUCAAAAAUAAAAUCUCAAAUGAACAACCGUGACAAACUUCAUCGCAAGGCUCGCAAAUCAGGUAAAAGAGAAGAUACAGAGAAAUAUAAAAAGAUUAGAAAUAGUUGCAAUAAUAACAUAGUGAAAGCAAAGGCUAACCACCAGCGUGAUCUUAUUAACGAAAAUCUGUCAAAUCCAAGAAAACUUUGGAAUGCAAUAAAAUCAGUAUUCCCAAGCAAACCGAAAAAAGUGUGUCAAAUGUCAAAAGAUAGUGAAAGCAGAAGUAAAGUAAGCAACUUCAGCAAGUUUUUUAGUAUAGCUGUUCAUUCCCUUAAAUCCAAGUCAAUUCAACUUAUGAAUUUUACAUGGAGAUAUGUACCACCUUUUUCUUUACGAACAAAUAAAAUUUUCAUGACAGGUUAUAUUUCUAAGAUUUUUGUAGAGAAAGAACUCCGAUCACUCAAACGAAAUAAAGCAACCGGUAUAGACGAGUUACCACCCGGAAUGUUAAAAGACUGUGCUAUUUUAAUUUCAAAACCUCUUAGUCACAUAAUAAACCUUUCGAUAAACACCUCAACUGUACCUUCAGCCUGGAAAGUUGCGAAGGUUGCACCUAUAUUUAAAUCUGGGGAUUCUUCUCUUCUCAAAAACUAUCGCCCGAUUUCAAUUUUACCGGUGCUAUCUAAAAUUCUUGAGAAGGCUAUUCAUAACGAACUCGUGAACUAUCUCGAAAAAGAGAAAUUACUGAACGACUGUCAAUAUGGUUUUCGAAGUAAACGCUCCACGAAACUUGCUUCUACUUUAUUUUGCGACAGUAUUCGUCGCAAAAUAGAUGGCGGCAAGUUAGUUGGAGCAGUUUAUAUAGAUUUAUCGAAAGCUUUUGAUACGAUCGGACACUCAUUAUUAUUAAACAAGUUACGCACGUACGGAAUUAAAGGCAAGGAGCUAGCAUGGUUUACCGACUACUUUUUUAAUCGAAGUCAGUUAGUAGACAUUAACAAUAUUCGAUCUAGCUACGAGCCAAUUUACUGCUGUGUUCCACAAGAUGACACCGUCAUAUACGUUGCUCAUAAAGAUGUUACUAGAAUUGAACAACUUCUCAAUCAAGACCUUGAGAGACUAUCAUUAUAUUUCCGUGAAAAUGAGUUAAUUAUAAAUUUAAAAAAAGGGAAAACAGAAGUCAUGUUGUUCGGAACGGCUAAACGCUUGAAAGCACAUGACAAGGCUCUACAAGUUGUAUAUCAAGAAAAUCCGAUAAAUUUUGUUUCUCAGUAUAAGUAUCUGGGAACAGUAAUCGACAGCAAGUUAAUGCUUAAUGACAACUUCGACCGAUCAUAUAAAAGUGCCAGCAGCCGUUUACGCCUACUACAAAGAUUACGACCGUGCCUUACCGCUGAAGCCGCACACAAUGUUUUCUCGAUGAUGAUUGUACCUUUAAUUACUUAUAGUAGUGCAUUGAGAAUACCUAUCACAAAUACACAGCUCAACAAAUUAAAAUCGCUUGAGAACCGUGCUAGAUCGAUUGUCCGGAGUGAUAAUAUUCCAUCCAUCACAGGACUCAUCAACCAUAAUAUUUGUGUACUCGUUAAAAAGUGUCUACUAAAUGAUCUAACAUCUGAACAUUUUGACAAUUAUUUUGUCAGCCAACAACAUGACAAUAACACACAAAAUAACGGCUUUAUUGUCAGGUUACCUCAGCCAAAGCCUGCUUUUCUGCCAAACUGCUUUUCUUCAGCAUUCACAGGCGACACAGAGAAUAAAUGUUUCCACAAACUUCGGAGUUGCAGCUCACCGAAGUUAGCUGAACCUAUCAAACAGACUAGCUACCUCAAGAGGGUCCAAAAGUCCACACUUCGGCGGCUGCCGAAGUCAACUGUUUUUAGGACAGAAAACAAAGGAAUAGAGAGUAACACAAUAAGCGAAAUGUGGCAAAAUGUUUAUUCCAUAAAUUUUGCCAAUCUUCAAACCCCUGUUGAGAGUGCCCGAAAUGAGACUUUAAAGAUUGUAAAGGAACUUUAA
This is a messenger RNA of Hydractinia symbiolongicarpus, 2457 nucleotides long. RefSeq lists its product as uncharacterized. The transcript has 6 exons. The record is from RefSeq and is a predicted model, not a curated record. The coding region runs from base 1 to 2457 and encodes 818 amino acids. Lineage: Eukaryota; Metazoa; Cnidaria; Hydrozoa; Anthoathecata; Hydractiniidae.